This is a messenger RNA of Vitrella brassicaformis, 1709 nucleotides long. The record is from the annotation of a GenBank genome assembly. Lineage: Eukaryota; Vitrellaceae.
GAGAAGUAGAAGUGAUGGAGGCGUUGAGUUCACCGCCUCUUUGGAGCUCCAUCGCCACCGGCACAGUGCGUAGAGGAUCCUUGGUGGAGGUGGCGCCCGCAGUGGUGACGGGGCGCAGCAGAUCCGUCCGCGGCUCCGUGGCUGAGGUGAUAGAGGUGAGUGAGGAUGGGAUGUUUGUCGACCUCCAGCUGCUGCGGAAGAGGGACCUCGAGCCUUUCAAGAGGCCUGCGGAGGGCAUCAAAAGGUCAGCCGGAUGCGUCAUUUGGCAAUGCAUCGUCCUUGCAUGCAUGCACUCUCUGUUUGGGUGUGGAUGCGUCUGUUUUUAGAGGUGUGCUUCGAGAUGCCAUCGUCAGCGUGCUGCAGCCGGUAGGUCAGAUGGCUGCGGCUGCCACUGCGCACCCCAGACUUCGCUCCGCACUCUCAUCACGAGGGCCCGCCCAAUCCCGAUCCCCACUCGCGGCUGGCUCGGCAGACAAAUGGUGCCGACUGACUGUGCCGCCAUCCGGCGCCCUUUUCAUCUUCUGGGUAAGAAACCUAUACGCCAUGUCUCGCUGUGGUUUGCCCAUGGGUGUGUUUCCUCAUGUAGGAUUUGGAGACCAAUGAGGGAUGCAGGCUGUGUAAUGCCAUCACCCAGAUAGCUGCGGUGGCGCGGCUGUUUAGGGGUGGAGAGUUUGCGGGCAUCGGCGCACCCGACUACGAGCGGUACGUCACGACGGGCGCCCCCAUGAACACCGUGGCGAGCAAGAUGACGGGCAUCACCAAGACUCUGCUCAGCAGACAAGGUAGGUGGCAACACGACACACGAGAACGCACGUCUGUUCGUCAUGUCUUCCUACGUGUUGCAUCAGGCGUGUCGUUGCGUGAGGCCUUGUUGGCCUUCGAGCAGUGGGUGCAGUCGGUGCACCAGCACAUCCUCCCACUGCCGGCACCCUCAUCCCAUCUGCCGAUCGGCGAUGACGGGGACGACGAGCUCCAUGACGCCAUGUCCGAGCCAGAGGACGAUGGCGUGGACGGGGAGGGGGAUGGUGUGAUGCCGGUGGUUAUGGUGUCGCAUCGCGGGUUCAUCUGCGACCUGCCGCUGCUGUUCCAGUCGGUGGACAAGACGCUAAACGUCAAGGGCCCCGACUUCCUGCAGGUACUGAGGGAUUGAAGGAUGUGUCUCACGUCGUGGAGGCGUGUGUCUCUCUCUUCGUGGGUUUGUCGUCGACCAGCGUGCGGGCGUCUUUCAUGUUGCUGACUCGUACUAUGUCGCCCUCGAUAUGCGCCAGAAGGGAAAGGCAUUCACAGGUAAUGAGUGAUCGGCCACCGAUUCAUCGAUGGAUGUGUGCGCCUAUGGGCAGGUCGUGAGAGCCUGGGUCUGUCCGAGCUGCACACCCGGCUGGUCGGACGACCACAUGGCAACGCACACAAUGCCCUCGGUCAGUGAGCGAUGAGUACACAGACCGUCCAGAGGCUCUGAUCAAUCCAUCAUGGUGCCUGCCUGCCUGCCUGCAUGGCUGGCUUCCUGUAGGUGAUUCGCGGGCGUUGGCUGCCGUCUGUGGGCGCGAGCCGCUGCUAGGUGCGUGGCGAAGCGAGAAGGUGGCCAUGCGUGUGAGCGACUACGUGCGUGAGAAGCAGCAGAGAUCGUGAGCUGCCGUGGCCAUGGAUGGAUGGGGAGAGAGAGAGAGAGAGAGAGGGAGAGAGAGAGGGACAGGGGGAGAUGGAUGGAU